This is a messenger RNA of Aplysia californica (California sea hare), 1392 nucleotides long. RefSeq names its product metabotropic glutamate receptor 8-like. Bases 1 to 1392 code for a protein of 463 amino acids. Gene Ontology annotation, cellular component: membrane. The transcript has a single exon. Gene Ontology annotation, biological process: G protein-coupled glutamate receptor signaling pathway; regulation of synaptic transmission, glutamatergic. The record is from RefSeq and is a predicted model, not a curated record. Gene Ontology annotation, molecular function: adenylate cyclase inhibiting G protein-coupled glutamate receptor activity. NCBI's taxonomy places the organism in Eukaryota, Metazoa, Mollusca, Gastropoda, Aplysiida, Aplysiidae.
AUGGGAUAUUUUUCGUCCGGAAAACGUCUAAGUGUUCGGAUUUUGUUUUACUUGGUUCUUUUACUAACCCUGUGGAGAAGUCAAACGCCGAGCACGUUCGCUCUGAAGGCGAUUCCGAACAGACCAAUCCGGUCUUACAUCAAGAAAGGAGACAUAAAUCUGGGCGCUUUCCUCGCCAUCACGGAGUACUCUCCCCACUCGCUGUGCGGGCAGAGGAUUCGAUUCCCUCUGCUCCAGCAGUUUGUGGAGGCGUUAGUGUACGCUGUGGAGAAGGUAAACGCUGACGACACACUUCUCCCAAACGUCACUCUCGGGUACGCCAUCUUGGACGACUGUGUCAAAGAAUCGACAGCCGUGGCCCAGGCGUUGAGAUUUCUCCCACGCAAACCAGAUGUGUACUGCAUCACUCCUGAGCAGUGUACAGACAGCGGGGGUGGGAUACUUCCGAACAUCACGUCAUUUCUGCCGGACACCCCCGAUGACCACUAUGACGUAGUAGGGGUGAUCGGUCCUCUAAAAAGCGGUAAUAGCAUCGCCGUUUCGUACCUACUCGGCCCUGCGAAAAUCCCACAGAUCAGCUUUUUGUCUACGAGCGACGAGCUGUCGAACAAGGAGCUCCACUCUUUCUUCCUGCGGGUCGUUCCCCCCGACGAGAACCAGGUCCAAGCUAUCAUGGCGUUCAUCCACAGCCAAGGCUGGUCUUACGUCAGCGUCAUCUAUUCAGCUGGAAGUUACGGUGAGUUCGCCUUCGACAACAUCAAACGCAUCGCGCCGAGCCUGAAAAUCUGCAUCGCCACGCAGCAUAAGACCAACCUCGCCAUGUCAGACGAGGAUUUUCUGAAGAUUGUGGAAGAUUUACUGAAGUACCCUCGAGCUAGGGUCGUUAUUGCUUUUGUUGGAGGGCAAGAUAUCGUGGGUGUGUUCAAGGCCGUUCACCAGCUUCAUGCAGCGGGAAGGUUUAUCUGGAUCGGAAGCGACGGAUGGGCAGAUCGACUGAGCCUCGUCCCGGCGGAGUUCCACAACGUUCUGUACGGGGCCUUCACCACCACCGUGUACACCCGUUCUGUCCCGGAGUUUAAUCAGUACUUCCGAAGUAUCAAACCGUCCAACACGUCAAAUCCCUGGUUCCACGAGUUCUGGGAGCGACAGUUCGGCUGUUCUUUCGACGCAGGGACUUGCGACGAGUCACGUGACAUCAGUGAAAGCCCCACCUUCUCCUACCUGUCACAGACUAGCUCCGCCCUCGACAGCGUUUACACGUACGCCCAUGCGUUGCACAAGCUGCUGCAAGAUGAAUGUCCCGGGGUGGGCGGGGACGAGGCGAGGGGGUGUGUCCUCGGCGAACAGCUGAUUGGAUAUCUCCGGAACGUGUCAUUUGACGGUGAGUUAUAG